CUUGUGCCAAAACCUGUCAACCGAUAGACGAAAUAAGACAGGGCUGCAUUUGCAUAUAUCCUUAUGCCUGCCUAUCCAUCACUUUCUUCCCCAUUCGCAUCUCUUUCGCUUCCAUGCUCUACUGAUGCUGAUGUGAGUGUUGGGUUUGCGUCUUUUUAGUACAUCUUCAUCACUCAUUCCCGCCUCUUCGAAUAGGCUCUAAGAAACAGCAUUUUCAAAUAGAUUUUUGGUUGAUUGCGAAACAUUCUGCCAAAGCGGUUUGUUCUUCGGCUAAUUUAGUGUAGACAAACAGCAUUUGGUUCUUCUGCAGAGUAAAUGGCAGAUCAAAGAGGAGCGAGGAUCCUUAAACGAUCCAGCACUGUGUCAAUAAUUAGACUAAUUAAUUCCGCUUCAACAACCUCUCAUUGCCUUGUUCACAGAUAGGCUACUAAUACCAAUUUAGAUUUGAGAAAAAUCAAAACAGAUAUUCUGAAUACAAGACAUUUAGUACGAAUAAAAGAACAAGGACCGAUCAUAGCCUAUCUAUUAAUUCCAAGUUAGCAACGAAACCUGCCUGUGAAGCCUAUUCCUGGAAAAACGCCUAGGAAAGCAGAGCGACGUAUCCAAAAUCCAGCGCAUCAGCGUAGCCUACGGAGCACCAUUGAUAGUGUUCUUUGGAAGUGACAGGCUACAGUGUUUUGCCGUGCCACAUUGUAUACGGAGAAGGAGUCGAAGAAGGAUAGGAGGCAGAUGAUAUUGGGCAGCAAAUCCAUUUAGGAGAGCGAAGGGUGAUGAUCUGUUAAGCCCACCAGUUUCUUGCUCACUGCUGACAGCAGCACUCAGGGGUGUCUGUUUAGACGUUGGAUGUGAAGUGGGCUGAUCUCUGGAGCCAGCUGACUCGAAUGUCCGGACGCCGGCAUGUUACACACCCGCAUUCUGAGCCUUGUCCACCCCUUCACCGCCUCCUGCUUCUCCACGUCUCUCUUCCUCCUCUUCCUCCUGGAGCUCACCCACCUCUCCCAGGCCGGCUCAGACCAAGCAGCACCCAGCAGCCCGCCCAGCAACUGCUCUGAUGGAGACCCCUGCUCUGAGGGCGUGGUCCUUCCCAUGUGGAACCCUCAGAACCCGUCAGUGGGCGACAAGGUGGCGCGGGCCAUCGUCUACUUUGUGGCUCUCAUCUACAUGUUCUUGGGCAUGUCCAUUAUCGCCGACCGCUUCAUGUCUUCUAUUGAGGUCAUCACCUCUCAGGAGAAAGAGAUCACCAUCAAGAAGCCCAACGGAGAGACCACCACAGCCACRGUACGCAUCUGGAACGAGACKGUAUCCAACCUGACCCUGAUGGCCCUAGGCUCAUCUGCCCCAGAGAUCCUGCUGUCUGUCAUCGAGGUGUGUGGCCACUCGUUUGAGGCAGGCUCCCUGGGCCCCAGCACCAUUGUGGGRAGCGCYGCKUUCAACAUGUUCGUCAUCAUCGCCCUCUGRGUGRACGUGGUGCCAGAGAACGAGACACGCAGGAUCAAGCACCUGAGGGUYUUCUUUGUCACGGCAACCUGGAGCAUCUUCGCCUACAUCUGGCUCUACCUGAUCCUGGCUGUCAUCUCCCCGGGGGAGGUGGAGGUGUGGGAGGCCGUGSUCACAUUCAUGUUCUUCCCCAURUGUGUGGUUCAGGCCUGGGUCGCYGACCGACGCCUGCUCUUCUACAAGUACAUCCACAAGCGUUACCGUGUCGACAAGGCCCGCGGKAUCAUCAURGAGACYGAGGGYGACYGCAUGUUCACCAAGAUGGARYUGGAGAUGGARGGCCAGGGGGGCAACUCCCACCCCCACCCCAAGGAMGUGCUGGACYGCAUGCUGGAGGGGGUGGAGGAGGGRGGYGGYKUGYYCUCAGAYGAGGAUGAYGCUCGGAGGGACAUGGCCCGCACRCUGAAGGAGCUGAAACAGAGGCACCCAGASAAGGACACYGAGCAGCUGAUUGAGAUGGCCAACUACCAGGUUCUGGUCCAGCAGCAGAAGAGCAGGGCCUUCUACCGCAUCCAGGCCACACGCAUGAUGAUCGGUGCUGGGAACAUCCUGAAGAAGCAUGCUGCCGACCAYGCCAGGAAGGUGGUGAGCUGCCAUGAGGCCAGCGGACAGGAGGAGGACCCCCACACCAUCUACCUGCAGUUUGAACCCUCCCACUACCAGUGCUUCGAGAACUGUAGCUCGCUCAAGCUGUCUGUUGGGCGCCAUGGUGGUGAAAGCGGCUGCACAGUCAAGGUGGACUACCGGACAGAGGAUGGAACGGCCAACGCCGGCUCAGACUAUGAAUUUGCUGAGGGCACGCUGGUCUUCAAACCCGGUGAGACGCUGAAGGAGCUGACKGUGGGGGUUAUUGAUGACGACAUCUUUGAAGAGGACGAGCACUUCUACGUGCACCUCAGCAACCCUCGCAUCGUCCACCGUGCCGAGGUGGCCAUCCUGGAGCCCAGCACCAUCACCACCACCAGCAGUAUGAGGAACCUCUCCCCCCACGUAUCCCCCAAGGCCGCCCUGGGCAACGCCCACACUGCCACGGUAACCAUCUAUGACGACGACCACGCAGGCAUCUUCACGUUUGAAAUAGAGUCUAUGAGGGUGAGCGAGAGCGUGGGCACCAUGCAGGUAAAGGUGCACCGGAUGUCCGGGGCCAGGGGUAAAGUGGCCAUCCCCUACCACACCCUGGAGGGCACCGCCAAGGCUGGGGAGGACUACGAGGAGGUGGCUGGGAAACUGGAGUUCCAGAACGACGAGACCAUGUGA
Molecule: messenger RNA, 2754 nt
Organism: Salvelinus sp. IW2-2015
Lineage: Eukaryota; Metazoa; Chordata; Actinopteri; Salmoniformes; Salmonidae
Source: RefSeq, a predicted model, not a curated record